UGUCUUGUAGAUUCGGUGUUUGCUAGGGUUUUAUUAAGGUGGUAUUUUUACAUGAAGACCAGAAGAUUAUGGCAGCACACAAACACAAAAUGUCCACAACAAACGCUGUUUUAUCUUCACAGGAGGAUUAUAAGGGAAGGUUCUAGCCUCGUUUUAUCCCGUUCUCUUCCUCUCCUCUUUUUUGCAUCUGAUAAUUGUGUAGUACAAAAGAAAACAGACCCUAAUCUCACUUUCCAUUUGCAAGCCGUGCAAACGUUGACAAAUACCUUCCGAGCCUGUCACUUGGUCUGUGAAUCAGGAGAUGAUAACGCCUCACUUAAGAGCUGUGAUGCGGCAAUGAAGAAAUAUUUGUGAAAGGGAAAUACACGUGCUCUCAGUAAUCAGUGCUUAUAUCCUCCUCCUCGUCAGUGAACACGCCCAUGUUUAAUAAGAAGCGCAGCCAAACAACACUUCUCUCGUCUGCCUUCCUCGCUGCACUGUGAGCGUCUGGAGACUAGUCCUAUCUGCUCCAACAGCAGGGACUCUGCUGGCCGACUCCUCCCACGUUGCCUGUCCAGGACCGAGAGAGUGUUUAGGUUUGAAAACCUAGGCACUCGGCCCAGAGCGUCCUAACCCAACCAGGCAGACGCAAGACCCGCCCGGGCAACCGCAGCCCAGGCUCCGCCCCCCUGCCGUCAUUGGCCCAUUCAAUUCACGCUGAGCACCAAUGGGCGGAGGCGGCGGCCGCGCAGUCUGAGGGAGCUGCGGGAGGCGUGCGCAGCGAGCGGCGGCCUCAGGUGGAGGGAGUCGAGGCGCUCAAAACGCAGCCGUGUCCCGGCGCCCCGAGCUGCGAUGAGCACCCCAGCCGUGCCCUGCGACCUGCAGCUGCCCCCGAGUCAGAGGGCCCAGUCCGCGUUCAGAGAGCAAAGAAGACAAAAACUCAAGGAACAACUCUUAAAAAGAAAAUCUUUUUUUGCAUCCAAACAGGAAAAUCGGAUAUUAUCCAGUAGUAGGGACCAGAAAGUGAUGACAUCUGAGGACCAGAUCCGAGAAGAGACAAAAGCACUGAAACUGAAAACAAAAAUGGCUAAUAAAGAAAAUGUCAGUAGACCUACAGGAAGCAAAAAUAAUUUGACAAUGGGAAAAAAUUGUAUUCCUUUAAAACCUUCUAAUGAAUUAACCCAUUCAACUUUAGCAACUGAUACACAUAAUUUUGAGGAUCAUAAUCAAACUCUGCAGUUGUUACCAAUUAAAGAUGAUACCCAAAAUCAACAUAUGACAUUAAGCCAAGCAUUUCACUUCAAAAACAAUAGUAAAAAGAAACAAAUGACUACGGAAAGACCAAAGCAAGAUGCUAACAUGCCCAAGAAACAUGUGCUUGGAUCUUAUCGUGGCCAAAUUGUUCAGUCUAAGAUUAAUUCAUUUAGAAAACCUCUACAAGUCAAAGGUGAGAGUUCUGCAACAACAAAGGAACUUGCAACUACUGUCUCUAAAGCCACUAAGCCUCAGCCUGUCAACACCAGCAGUGUCCCAGUGGAUACUGGCAGAGCCUCAUCUGUGAUGAUGACUACUAAGUUUGUGAGCACUACAUCUCGGAACAGACAACUUCUGCGACCUCCUAUUAGAAGUCACCAUGAUAAUACCCAAAACACCGUGAGGCAAGGCAUCAGCAGAAGCUCUGCCAAUGUUACCUUUCGGAAAGGGCCUCAUGAGAAAGAAUUAUUAAAAGUAAAUUCAGUUUUAUCCAGUGUCAAAACCAGUUCUUCUCAGGAUGUAAAAAGAAGUAAGACACUGUCAAGAAGCAUGACAUCUGAAAUUGUAGUCAGGCCUGCUUCCAAUACCAAGAUGAUAGAAAAGUCAAAAACCACUGACCAGCGCAGACAUACUAUAGCAAAAGCAGCUAUUGAUAGUAGAUUGGCUCAGCCCAAAGAAACUGCAGAAGAGAGAAAAGCUCGUCUGAAUGAGUGGAAAGCUAGCAAAGGAAAAGUGCUGAAAAGACCUCCCAACUCAGUAGUUACCCAGCCUGAGCCCAAAGACCAAAGUGAAAGGCCUGUUGGGUCCUUUUGGACAACCAUGGCAGAAGAAGAUGAACAACGGUUAUUUACUGAAAAAGUAAACAAGACGUUUUCUGAAUGCCUAAACCUGAUUAAUGAGGGAUGCCCAAAAGAAGAAAUAUUGGUCACCCUGAAUGACUUGAUUAAAAAUAUUCCAGAUGCCAAAAAACUUGUUAAAUAUUGGAUAUGCCUUGCACGUAUUGAACCACUCACGAGUCCUAUUGAAAAUAUUAUCGCAAUCUAUGAGGAGGCCAUUCUGGCAGGAGCUCAGCCCAUAGAAGAAAUGCGACAUGCAAUUGCAGAUAUUCUAACAAUGAAGAGUCAAGAAAACUUUAAAUUUGGAGAACAUAUUGAGGAGGCUUGCGCAACCAAGGACCAAACCCAGGAAGUCAACGUUGAAGAUAUAGAUGUUAGCCUAGAGUCAGGGAGACUGGAAAUGGAAAAUAAACAUCAUAGAAGUGUGGUAUUUCAAGAUUGUGAAAAAGAGCAAGGUGACAAGACAAAAGAUGCAACCAAUGAUGUUAAAACCCCCAGUACAGAAACAAGGGCGGGUUGCUUGAUUAAAUACAACGUGUCUACUACACCAUACUUGCAAAGUGUAAAAAAGAAGAUACAGUUUGAUGAAACAAAUUCUACAUUUAAAGAGCUGAAGUUUCUAACACCAGUUAGACGUUCUCGCCGUCUUCAAGAGAAGACUUCUAAAUUGCCAGAUAUGUUAAAGGACCAUUAUCCGUGUGUGUCUUCGUUGGAACAGUUAACAGAGUUGGGAAGUGAAACUGAUGCUUUUGUAUGCCGCCCUAACGCAGCACUGUGCCGGAUGUACUCAGAGUCCGAAAUAACAGAAGAGAAAUAAAGCUACAAGAAGGAAUGAGGUGGUGGUUAUACCUGCGGUAUUUUGUUUGUUGUGGCUUUGUAUGUCUCUUAGGUGAGGAGCUGGUCAAGUAUCUUAAGUAUUCGUGGCAGUGAGCUCUUUACUAACAUUCACAUUAUAGCAGGUGUUGCCUUCUAGGCAUCAGAAAGCUUUCUUGACUGCCUUGUCAGUCUCAACAAACUGAGUUCUUCUCUAAGACAGGUAAAUUUUGUCAACUAGUUUACUAUGUUUCUUAAAUAUAAACAGGUUUCAUCAUAAUAUUAGCUUAUUCACUUUACUUUUAGUAGUUCUAAAUGACAGAAAAAUUAUAACUCAUUAAAUAUAAGUACACUAAUGCCACAUCAUCAGAAAAUGAGGAAUUCUAAAUAAAAUUUAUAUUUUUGCAUGGC
Molecule: messenger RNA, 3293 nt
Organism: Equus caballus (horse)
Lineage: Eukaryota; Metazoa; Chordata; Mammalia; Perissodactyla; Equidae
Gene: CKAP2
Product: cytoskeleton associated protein 2
Biological process (GO): negative regulation of microtubule depolymerization
Cellular component (GO): microtubule cytoskeleton
Source: RefSeq, a predicted model, not a curated record